Messenger RNA from Eruca vesicaria subsp. sativa (arugula), 570 nucleotides. Lineage: Eukaryota; Viridiplantae; Streptophyta; Magnoliopsida; Brassicales; Brassicaceae. The record is from the annotation of a GenBank genome assembly.
AUGGAACCAGAUCAAGAUUAUUCACUAUUUUUUGAAACAGAAACACAUCAUGCGACAUAUGGUGCUACAAGGAUGCUCACAAUCAAUAUCCACCGGUUCAAUACCAAUGAAGACAACAUUUCAAUUCCUCUGGAAUUUGCAACUACAAAUGUUGGAUCCCUUACGGAUUCAACAUUUACAGUCCUCCAAUAUACGCUCAUAUGUCAGAACAUCAGCACUUAUUCUUCCCUGAGAAUUGCUGAGAAAACGUCAACAUACGUAUCGGAAAUGGUUUCGUCUCUCAACAACUAUGAACAAACAAAUGUACACAUUAUUUUACAUUUGACUCAUUUUAAUCCUCCUUCACUUUACAUGAUGGAGAUACAAACUGCUGCAUCAGUUGUGGAAUCUGAUGUGACGAUACAAACAACAAAAGAUGAGUACGAAGAAUGUACCAUAUGCAUGGACAUAAUUUCAGAGGGUCAAAAUAUGAAUUCAUUGCAAUGUGGUCAAAUAUAUCAUCAUGAAUGCAUCACUAAUUGGGUCAAAAUCAACGAUAGUUGUCCUCUAUGUAGAGAGACAAUCUUUUAA